Dipodomys ordii (Ord's kangaroo rat) is the source of this 2664-nucleotide messenger RNA. It is a transcript of the gene Srf, whose product is annotated as serum response factor (c-fos serum response element-binding transcription factor). Gene Ontology annotation, molecular function: serum response element binding; DNA-binding transcription factor activity, RNA polymerase II-specific; protein dimerization activity. The transcript has 7 exons. Lineage: Eukaryota; Metazoa; Chordata; Mammalia; Rodentia; Heteromyidae. The record is from RefSeq and is a predicted model, not a curated record. Gene Ontology annotation, biological process: positive regulation of transcription by RNA polymerase II. The coding region runs from base 359 to 1885 and encodes 508 amino acids.
GGGAUCCCUCCGCCGCCAGCGCGUGGUCCCGGCCCCCUCCACCCGCUGUCUCGGCCGCGGCCAGCAGCCCCUGCCCCCCGGGGGACGCUGACGGCCGCCGGGCGCGCCGCCCUAGCAGACGGACAGGGGGCGCUGCGCCCGGCCUGGGGCAACCCGGGCCACAGGGGCAAGAAAGUGAGGGCCCAGGUCGGCCCGGGCGUGCAGGGGCCCCGGGUUCGCAGCGGCGGCCGCGGCCGCGAGAGCCGCACCAGCAGUAGCAGCAGCGCGAGUGCCGGGUUGAGCCGAGAAGCCCAUGGCGGCGGCGGCGGCGGCCCCGAUUCCUCGCUGACUGUCCGUCCGCCCUCCUGCAUUGAGCGCCAUGUUACCGAGCCAAGCUGGGGCCGCGGCGGCUCUGGGCCGGGGCUCAGCCCUGGGGGGCAGCCUGAACCGGACCCCGACGGGGCGGCCGGGCGGCGGCGGCGGGACUCGCGGAGCUAACGGGGGCCGGGUCCCCGGGAACGGCACGGGGCUUGCACCGGGCCGUCUGGAGCGAGAGGCUGCGGCAGCGGCAGCAACCACCCCGGCGCCCACCGCGGGGGCCCUCUACAGCGGCAGCGAGGGCGACUCCGAGUCGGGCGAGGAGGAGGAGCUGGGCGCCGAGCGGCGCGGCCUGAAGCGGAGCCUGAGCGAGAUGGAACUCGGCGUGGUGGUCGGUGGGCCCGAGGCGUCGGCAGCGGCCACCGGGGGCUACGGGCCGGUGAGCGGCGCGGUGAGCGGGGCCAAGCCGGGGAAGAAGACCCGGGGCCGCGUGAAGAUCAAGAUGGAGUUCAUCGACAACAAGCUGCGGCGCUACACGACCUUCAGCAAGAGGAAGACAGGCAUCAUGAAGAAGGCCUAUGAACUGUCCACGCUGACAGGAACACAGGUGCUGUUGCUGGUGGCCAGUGAGACAGGCCAUGUGUAUACCUUUGCUACCCGCAAACUACAGCCCAUGAUCACCAGUGAGACCGGCAAGGCACUGAUUCAGACCUGCCUCAACUCGCCAGACUCUCCACCCCGCUCAGACCCCACCACAGACCAGAGAAUGAGCGCCACUGGUUUUGAAGAGACAGAUCUCACCUACCAGGUGUCGGAGUCUGACAGCAGUGGGGAGACCAAGGACACACUGAAGCCAGCGUUCACAGUCACCAACCUGCCCGGUACCACCUCUACCAUCCAAACAGCCCCUAGCACCUCCACCACCAUGCAAGUCAGCAGUGGUCCCUCCUUCCCCAUCACCAACUACCUGGCACCAGUGUCUGCUAGUGUCAGCCCCAGCGCUGUCAGCAGUGCCAACGGGACUGUGCUGAAGAGUACAGGCAGUGGCCCUGUCUCCUCUGGGGGCCUUAUGCAGCUGCCUACCAGUUUCACCCUCAUGCCUGGUGGGGCAGUGGCCCAGCAAGUCCCUGUGCAGGCCAUUCAGGUGCACCAGGCGCCACAGCAAGCGUCUCCCUCUCGUGACAGCAGCACAGACCUCACACAGACCUCCUCCAGUGGGACAGUGACGUUGCCUGCCACCAUCAUGACGUCAUCCGUGCCCACAACAGUGGGCGGUCACAUGAUGUACCCUAGCCCCCAUGCGGUGAUGUAUGCUCCCACGUCAGGCCUGGCUGAUGGCAGCCUCACCGUGCUCAAUGCCUUCUCUCAGGCACCAUCCACCAUGCAGGUGUCCCACAGCCAGGUCCAGGAGCAAGGUGGCGUCCCCCAGGUGUUCCUGACCGCACCGUCUGGCACAGUGCAGAUUCCUGUCUCUGCAGUCCAGCUUCACCAGAUGGCUGUGAUAGGACAGCAGACCGGGAGCAGCAGCAACCUCACUGAGCUACAGGUGGUGAACCUGGACGCCGCCCACAGCACCAAGAGUGAAUGAUCCGUCCGCCACCCUGGACAGAUGGCCCACGGGAUGGCACCACUUAUUUAUUGUUGCCUUUUCACGUUUUCUUUACACACAUGUUGACGGGCCACAGGAGGGAGGCGGGAGAAGGAGUGGGCAGCUACAGGACUAUGCCCUCUCACUCCAGCCAAAGAAAUGGGCCUGCCUGCCUUCCCUCUCCGUCCUCCCUCACCCUCCUCCCCUCCUUCCUGCUCUGCCUCCCAUUUCUAUUGAUGGUGGGGCUCUCCUCCCCUCCCCCCCCAAAACUCCCUGUGCCAGCUUGGCUCGAUGUUUGCCAUGAGUAUUAACUUACCCAACAGGACGGUGCCCCCCACACCCCGUUCCCACUCGCAGACCUUCUGUGGGACUGGGCACUGUGUCCUCCCCUGAGGAAGCAGUUUAGGGCCCUCUGUCCAGCCUCCUUGCUGACCCCAUGUCAGUACUAUGUCUGCCACAGGCUUGGUCAAAAGAGCUCUGCCCUUGCCCCUCAGGGAGCCAGCUGGGGAGAUGGGAGCUUCUUCCCUCCCGCCGCCUCCCUCUGCCCUUUCAGCUCCUGAGGAGCUGGGCCUGCGCACUGGGCAGGUUCCUGGGGCCACCUGCCCUGCUUUGCCACUCCCAUGGACCUCCAGGGGCUCUGGGGUUGGAGGAAACCACCAGCGUUCCCUUCUCCCCCUCGUCUUCCCCCCUCUCCUCCCAGCUGCUUUAAAGUUGAUUUUGAACUUUUUAUUUGAGGAGACGAAGUGAAAACAAAUCUAUAAAUAUAUAUUUUUAAAAUA